AUGCCAGUUGCUUCAUCAAGGGAUCGAGUUUGCUUUACUGGUAGAUCAUUAGGUGUUGUACUACUACUUUUGGUGAACGUUCUAUGGGUAUUGUCGUCUGAACUAACUAGAUUUAUUUUCAUCGAUGAGGAUUUCAAGCGACCGUUCUUCACUGCUUAUGUGAAAACAUGUAUGCUGACUGUAUAUAUAGUACGCUAUAUAGCUUUCGAAAAAUCUCAACAGCACUUGUACAAUGUCCUCGAAAAUGACGUUUCCGAUUGCGAGUCGGUCGAUAUUGGUCGCCAUCAUAGCUUGAGUACAGAAGGCUUCGAGACAAUGACGUCGGAUUCUGAAAGCGACAUUAGUAGAGCCCAAAUAAUUUCGAGAAGUGUUCGAUUUGCCGAACAUAGGGAGAUACGCCGAAUGCCGGCGGAUGAGGCACAGGAAGCACGCGAAGCACGACUUCCAUAUUCUCCUCCCAUGUUUGACUGUUCGUUCUCGGUACAUCUUCCGGACAAUAUCAAGUAUACGGUGUUUUUCUUUGCUCCAAUGUGGCUUCUGUGUACGUUCACAUAUCAGACCGCCCUCUUAUUCACUUCCGUAUCUUCACUGAAUUUGAUUUCAUCGUCAUCGUCUUUAUUCGUACUAGUGUUUUCAAUUUGUUUUCCCUCUUCAUCUUCAAGAUUCACCCUUUUAAAGGCGUUCCUUGUUGCGGUGAAUUUGGGAGGCGUUUUUGUAGUUUCUCAGUUUUCUGUGUCACUCAAAGGUGCUUUGCUCGCACAGAUCUCCUCAGUUUCGUACGCACUAUAUUUAACUUUGUACAUGCGAUAUCAAGAGAAAAACGGGGAAAUCAGCAUUAAUUUGAUGUUUGGCACGAUUGGUCUUCUAGCUGUGAUCGUUGGAACUCCUAUGCUCUUUAUUCUCGACGCUUACGGUGUGGAGCAACUGCAUCCAACCCCAGAUGGCGAACAAAUACUAUCAAUUGUGCUAGCUGCUCUUUUCGGUACUCUUCUUGGCGAUUACCUUUGGUUGACAGCUGCCAGACUGACUGACUCACUAUCGGCGUCACUCUCACUAACGUUGGCGAUUCCAUUUUCUUUUCUGGCCGACACCGUGAUUCGAGGGCAGCCACCAUCUGGAAUACAACUUCUGGCAGCCAUUCCAAUCUCGUUAUCAUUUAUUGGAGCAGCCAUAGUAGAUCACAGGAGUUCACCACCUCAUGGAACAGAAAUGAGGCAUUCAUCGGAAGAAGAAGAUGCGGCUUCUUUACUCAAUGAUGAACAAUCUUAA
This is a messenger RNA of Necator americanus (New World hookworm), 1269 nucleotides long. RefSeq lists its product as uncharacterized. Gene Ontology annotation, cellular component: membrane. The transcript is spliced from 10 exons. The record is from RefSeq and is a predicted model, not a curated record. The coding region runs from base 1 to 1269 and encodes 422 amino acids. Lineage: Eukaryota; Metazoa; Nematoda; Chromadorea; Rhabditida; Ancylostomatidae.